Eublepharis macularius is the source of this 4123-nucleotide messenger RNA. It is a transcript of the gene ARMH3, whose product is annotated as armadillo like helical domain containing 3. The transcript is spliced from 26 exons. Gene Ontology annotation, cellular component: cytosol. NCBI's taxonomy places the organism in Eukaryota, Metazoa, Chordata, Lepidosauria, Squamata, Eublepharidae. The record is from RefSeq and is a predicted model, not a curated record. Gene Ontology annotation, biological process: regulation of Golgi organization. Bases 55 to 2124 code for a protein of 689 amino acids.
CGCCUGCGCACUGGGAAGGUGUCGCCCCACUCAGGUAACGGAGGGUUGUAAAUUAUGGCACAAGCGGAGAAGAAAGGUGGAUUGCUUCGGAAAUCUUCAGCUAGUAAGAAACCCUUGAAAGAGAAGGUUGUGCUAAUGUAUGAUGAGAUCUUCACGACAGAAGAUCCCAGUAAAUGCAACCCUCGGUUUUGGGAGGAACUUUUCCUCAUGAAGGUGAAUCUGGAGUACCUAGAAGGGAAGUUGGAAUCUUUAGAUGGUGAAGAGUUAAUGAAGAUAAAAGAUAACAUUAACUGUUUGUUCCAACGCUGCAUCCGGGCGCUGGGAGAAGAGCAUCCCAUCAGAGUAGUCAAUGCAUUACAGACAUUGUGUGCAUUAAUCCGUGGGGUUCAUCAGAAAAACAAAUCUACGUCUGGCUUUGACAUCAUCAACAUGCUGAUGGGCUUUGACAAGGCUGAAAUGUGCAUGAAGAAUCUGAUGGAGAGCUUGGACUCGCUGCUAUGUGCAGAAGGGUCUGAAAGCCUCAAGAGUUUGUGCCUGAAACUUCUGCUCUGCUUGGUGACUGUAACAGAUAACAUCAGUCAGAACACAAUUCUGGAGUAUGUGAUGAUUAACAGCAUCUUUGAAGCUAUUUUACAGAUCCUCUCCAGUCUGCCCAGUCGUAGGGAACAUGGAUAUGAAGCUGUUGUCCUGCUUGCCUUAUUAGUAAAUUACAGAAAGUAUGAGUCUGUGAAUCCUUAUAUAGUGAAGUUAUCUAUCAUAGAUGAUGAGGCCACACUCAAUGGAAUGGGUCUUGUGGUUGCUCAAGCAUUAUCAGAGUAUAACCGGCAGUACAAAGACAAGGAAGAAGAACAUCAGAGUGGCUUUUUCUCAGCCUUGACCAAUAUGGUGGGCAGCAUGUUCAUAGCUGAUGCUGAUGAGAAAAUCUCAGUUCAAACCAAUGAGGCUAUCCUUUUGGCCCUUUAUGAAGCUGUUCACUUGAACCGAAACUUCAUCACUGUCUUGGCACAGAGUCAUCCUGAAAUUGGAUUGGUGACGAUGCCAGUCAGCCCAGUUCCAACAACUCCAGUAACACCACUUGGUACUACACCACCUUCUUCUGAUGUUAUAAGUACCGUGGAAUUGCCUCUGGAUGCUGAUGUGCAGACUAGCAACUUGCUGAUAACUUUCUUAAAGUACAGCUCCAUUGUCAUGCAGGACACCAAAGACGAACACCGGCUCCAUAGUGGCAAGCUCUGUCUGAUUAUCCUGACCUGCAUAGCGGAGGACCAGUAUGCUAAUGCUUUUCUACAUGACGAUAACAUGAAUUUCCGAGUAAACCUCCAUAGAAUGCCUAUGAGACACAGAAAGAAAGCAGCUGAUAAGAACCUUCCCUGUCGGCCUCUGGUUUGUGCAGUGCUAGAUCUGAUGGUGGAGUUCAUCAUAACACACAUGAUGAAAGAAUUUCCCAUGGAUCUUUAUGUGCGCUGCAUUCAGAUAGUGCACAAACUACUUUGCUACCAGAAGAAAUGCAGAGUGAGGCUUCAUUACACUUGGAGAGAGCUCUGGUCAGCUCUGAUUAAUCUGUUGAAGUUCCUGAUGUCCAACGAGACUGUUUUGCUGGCAAAACACAACAUCUUCACCUUGGCUCUCAUGGUGGUAAACCUAUUUAAUAUGUUCAUCACUUAUGGAGAUACCUUCCUUCCAACUCCUAGCAGCUAUGAUGAGCUAUAUUAUGAGAUCAUCAGGAUGCACCAGAGUUUUGAUAACCUGUAUUCCAUGGUCUUGAGGCUAUCAACCAAUGCUGGUCAGUGGAAGGAGCCAGCCAGCAAGGUGACUCAUGCCUUGGUCAAUAUACGAGCCAUAAUCAACCACUUCAAUCCCAAGAUAGAGUCUUAUGCUGCUGUGAAUCACAUCUCACAGCUCUCAGAGGAGCAGGUUUUGGAAGUGGUGCGCUCCAACUAUGACACACUGACGCUGAAGUUGCAGGAUGGGCUAGACCAAUAUGAACGCUAUUCAGAGCAACACAAAGAAGCUGCUUUCUUCAAAGAACUGGUUCGAUCUAUCAGCAUCAACGUACGGAGGAAUCUGGCCUUCAACACCCUCAGUCAGGAGGCCCUGCUGAAAGAGUUUUCGACCAUCUCCUGAAGCUGAAUUAUCUACUCUUCCCUGACAGUCCUGGUGUUAGCACGCCCCCUUCCCCGGCAUUGACUGUAGCUCCUGGUUGUGGAGUGGUCUCAUCCUAUUGCGUGCGUGUGUGUGUUUUCCAAGCAAGAGCAAGGGGAGCUUUGGACUUGACCCAAGGGACUGGGCACAGAGAACUGAUGGUGUGAACUGCACUUGGAGGGGCAUGGGAGAGAGGGGAAUCCAGACUUAUUUCUCUUUCUCAUUAUCUCUUUUAUUCAAGGAUAAGAGUCCCUCCCAAGUGAACAGAACAAAGCACUGUUGAGCAGAGAGCUCAUCCUUCUGUUUCUCUAGAAUCGGUCCGAUCUUGUGCCCAGGAUAGGAAGUGGUGUGCCAGGGAAACCAAGCCUAUAACAAUAAAGAGAGGGCUGACUGACCUCCUGUCACGCAUAUUCUUACGCUGUGAAGCCCAAACACUAGCUAAGGUUUUAUGAAUCUACAGUCCUUGUCCUUUUGUAAUGUUAACUCCAAAUUGGUAUUGAAAGUAACAGUUUAGGAUUCUCUCCUUCACUCUGAGCUAGUGCCUCUUUUCAAUGGUGCUUGCAAGAGCAACCCAUAGGAAGGUUUUUCAAAUGCCGAGCCCUAAAACACUUGGUCUCUGGAUUUUCUGAACUAAGAAAUUACCUCUGCUGACUCAUUCCUGGUAUUUUGGCUAUCCAGUUCUAAGGCUCAGAGAAUGGGGAUAUUAGUAUGCAGUAGUCAUUUGUGAGGGAGGGGAAAUAAAGAAUACUGCCCCAUGCUUUUGUUGCUCAUGCAAUUGCUGUGUGUAGAUUGGGACAUAUUCCCCUGUUCCCUGAAGGUUGGCUGAUCUACUGAAUAGGCUUGCUUAAUUUCUCCUCAGUCACCUGGUACUCUGGAUUCCCAUGGUGCCGAUAAGGUGAUCAGGAGCUCACACUGACCUGUGUGACCACAGGCAAAAUUAUUGGGGAAUGCUGAUGUUUCUCUUGGGAAAGAGGUUGAUAUCUCCUAUGGUUGUUCCUGGUUCAGAAAGAGUAGGCAUAUAUCUAUAGUGUUUGUGUUGAGAGAGUAUCUGUUCAUUUUCUUAGAUUAAUAUGUUCUCAGGGGCUGGGUUUUUCCUACUUAAAAAUGCAUUUGUCAGUGUCAUCUUGAUCACACACCUACAUUGCCUAAACAGAAUUCUGCAUUGACUGAAUCAGCCGAUUAGCUCAUCCUCCCUUCCAAAAUCUACAUUUUCUGUACUCCAGUAAAGGCUUUCAUUGGGUAGGUGCAUGUAGGAGAGCCUUGCUUUUAGCCAGGGAAUUAAUUUGUUAGGCUUACAACUCCUGCCGCAUUUAAGGUGAAAUAGUCCUUGUGGGAGAAAAUCAAUGCUCUGCAUUUGUAGUCACUAGUCCCAUAGCAAUGUCCACCUAGUAAUGUGACUAAGCGUGGGUAGCUGACCACAGGUAUCAGAAAUUUAUCAUUUUAGAAUUUAUUUUUCCAACUUAAAAAAGAAUGAAGCAAUUGAUGUAUUAUUAGUUAAAAAUAUGCUUUGUUUGAAAAUCAAAGGCUGGCAGUGCUUCUGGAGUGCUCCUUCCAGAAAGAAGAUAUCAGUCCAUUCUAAAUCCUGAAAGGCGUCUCCUACCUACAUAUUUCCUCUCCUGUUAUAGAGCUGUUCCCAUCAGAUAGAACAGGAUUAGAUGAGCAAGACUGGAAUCUGUCAUGGUAGUUUAGGAGAUUAAUAUGCAGACAGAUUAACUUUGUUUCAUACAGAUUGUCUUCAUGUGUGAUUUCUCUGAUCUUUCUGGACUGAUAUGAAUUUGUCCUCUCUAGGCCCUUCCCCAAUUCACUAAUGACUCUCUGCCAUGCUGAUAGUGAAUUCUGAAGCCAGGUGUUCACAAAGGAGCCCUCUUCCAAUGGAAAAGCUGUAAAUGCCCUGUUUCUAAAAUAGCAUCUGUAAAAUGUAUGUAAAGUUCAUUAAAGGGGUGUGGAGGAAUGUGCCUCUUAGCACUCAUUUUGUGCAGUG